Messenger RNA from Girardinichthys multiradiatus, 3483 nucleotides. RefSeq names its product cyclin D2, b (gene ccnd2b). Gene Ontology annotation, cellular component: cyclin-dependent protein kinase holoenzyme complex; cytoplasm; nucleus. The transcript has 5 exons. Gene Ontology annotation, molecular function: cyclin-dependent protein serine/threonine kinase regulator activity. The record is from RefSeq and is a predicted model, not a curated record. Lineage: Eukaryota; Metazoa; Chordata; Actinopteri; Cyprinodontiformes; Goodeidae. The coding region runs from base 211 to 1095 and encodes 294 amino acids. Gene Ontology annotation, biological process: mitotic cell cycle phase transition; regulation of cyclin-dependent protein serine/threonine kinase activity; positive regulation of G1/S transition of mitotic cell cycle.
CUGGAGGAAGGAGCAGCAGACCCGAGAGGCAGCAGGUCGGGAGUGAACCUCGUUGCCUCAGCCUCAUGCUUCGUCUCGGGGACUUCUGCUCCUCUGGUCGGCUGAUGAAGUUACUGUGACAAUAUUUAUUUAUAUAUAUUUUUAUUUCUAUCAGUUUAGUCACGCAAAAGAAGCAGAUAAGUGCGGGAAGAACAGAAGGGAGACCAAGUCAUGGAGCUGUAUUGCCUGGAGUCGGACACAGCCGUGAAAGCACAGUCGGACCCAAACAUCCUUUAUGAUGACAGAGUGCUGCAGAGUUUAUUAACUAUUGAGGACAGUUUUUUACCUCAGUGUUCGUAUUUCCAGCGGGUCCAGAAGGACAUUCAGCCGUACAUGAGAAGAAUGGUUGCAGGCUGGAUGCAUGAGGUUUGUGAAGCGGAAAACACCAACCAAGACGUCUUCCCUUUAGCUAUUAAUUAUUUAGACAGAUUUCUAGCAGUGAUGCCAACAAGAAAAAACUAUUUGCAGCUUUUGGGAGCCGUGUGCAUCUUCCUGGCCACCAAGCUGAAGGACUGCAGGCCGCUAUCAGCAGAGACGCUCUGCGUGUACACAGACAACUCCAUCACACCACGAGAACUGCUGGACUGGGAACUGGUUGUCCUGGGGAAGUUGAAGUGGAACAUGGCGUCAGUCAUCCCCAAUGAUUUUAUAGAGCACAUCAUGCGCCGGCUGCCCCUUCCCAAAGACAAGCAGGCGAUGGUCCGUAAACACUCGCUGACAUUCAUCGCCCUUUGUGCCACAGAUGACCGUCUCGCCAUGAACCCGCCCUCCAUGAUCGCCACCGGCAGCAUGGCAGCUGCUAUCUGCGGCCUGCAGCUGGACCACAACGACCAGAGGCUGAGUCGAGACGACCUGAUGGACCUGCUGGCCAAGAUCACCAGCACUGAAGUGGACUGUUUGAGGGCGUGCCAGGAGCAAAUUGAGCGUGUGCUGGCCUCCAGCCUCCAGCAGGGUCAGCAGUACAGACCGGAGACCGGCAUCAGAGGUGGCAGCAAAUCGAGGGAGCAGCAGGAUCAGUCGAGCACCCCCACGGACGUGCGUGAUGUCAACUUAUGAGCUCCCAUCGCCGCCCAACUCAGCCGACAUGUGCCUGCUUACUAAUGAACUGACAGGAGAGUGACGCUGGAGGGAGGGGUGGGGGGGGAUGAGCUGCCAGUAUCUGUUUUAAGUUGUCCCCUUCAGUGAUGGCGAGACAAUCUAUGAACUUUUAGAAACUAAGAAAUUAGUAGUUUUUCUCCUUUUUUGUUUGCCCCAUUCACACCUGGUUUGGGUCCAUUUUCACCUUUUUUUUUUUAAGACACGUCUCUUGUAACGAAACAAGCUAUUUAAGAAAAGAAACAGACGGAUAAUUGUUGAAAACUUGAUAGUGCCUUAGGUUCCAAGACCGGAAACCUGAAAAUAUUUUUCAUACUUGAAAAUUGCAUAAAUAUAUGAGAUAUACCGAAUGAUGUAUAUUUAGCCAGCAUUUAUUACUCUUUAACCAGCUUUAGUGAGUAGUUAUUAAUUUACAGUUUUCCUUUAUUUGGAAAUCCAUAUAGCAGUAAUUAAAGCAGAGGAGUGCUAUCUUAGCUAGCGGCUCUUUCUAUCAUAGUGUGCACCUGUAGCACUGCUUAUUAUUUAUGCAGAGAAGUGCUGGCUCGGAGUGGGCUGGGCCUGCUCACAGGAAGGACGUGAAAUGAUAGCGGUCCGGAGCGGUGGCUGCUCUUUCCAAAAGCUGUUGGUGUGGCAUUUCAAUUUACCAAGGCCACGUUGUUGUUGUUGGUAGAACGCAGUUAGGAGUGUUAAAUAGUUUGUUUGGAAGGGGUUGGCAUUGAUGAAAGAGCUUUAAAAAAAAAACAACUAAAGUUUUUGCAAGUUAUUUUCUUAAGGUUAUAGAGGAGACGGAGAAAGCCUGCUGGUUUUGUUGUAAAGGAGAGACAAAAGCAUGUGGAAACUGUUUGAAAAGUGUGCAAAGGUAUGGGUUGCAAAAAAAAAAAGCAAAGUGAGGAUUUUUUUUAAGCUUUAUGAUAUUUCUGCAGGAUUUUUGCAGGAAAUCAGAGUGACAGGAGGAGAAAUGUGUAUCAUUUUUUCUCUUGUUAUCAAUUACACCAUUGGGCCUUUUGUAGAGGGCGACGUGGAACGAUGUUGAUGCACUUUUAAAACACACUCCUUAAGUUUUGGUAAGGGGAUGGUUUGUGAGAAAAAGUAAGGAGGGAUCAUUUGUUUUUAUUCUUUCUUUUCUUUUAAGUUAUUUGUUUUUUGUUUUUUUUGGGCUGGAUUCCCGUGGGGUGAAGCAUGUUGUCUUGAAUGCUUCGCCUCAACUGGUUAGUAGACUUAUUAAAAUCACCCUCCUAAUGUAAGAGUUUAUAAACCAGGACAAGCCACAUGUAGACUUCAGUGUGCUUGUUUAAUCCUAAACUUGAAUUAUUUCCCUGUCAGUUUGUUUAGACCCAAUCCAUUAGAUCUAAUAGUUACAUCUUUCUGUUUUGUGUUUUUCUUUCUGAACUGCAGUUUUAAAGGCGUCCGUUUUACGCGUGUAAAUAACCAACAUCUAAAUAAACAAAAAUGCUUGAAAUUCAUGACAUUUUAGAACCGAAACUGUUUCUAAUUCGUUUUGAUGCCUUUUUCGAUGUGCAAAAAAAGCCAAAUUGCUUAAAAAAAAAUGCUUUAAGGUUCAGCAUGUUUAAUGCUUUUAUGUGUUGUGUUGUGUAGAGAUUUCCAAAGUAAAAAGAAAUAAUCUACAACAUUCUUUGCUGCUAUUAAGCUUUUUCUUUCCUAGUCUUACACAAAAAAUGCCUUAUUGUCAUUCACUUGUGUGCUGCUAUAUUUUUUAUAUGUUGUAUAUGUAACAAGUCUGCUUUUCUCUUUUGUCAAUGUACCGGAGGGAAAAGGAGCAGAGUUUGGUGCGGGACUGGAAAUCUAUUUUGAUCAGCAUGUUAUAUUCAUUUAUUGUUUUAAUCGUUGUAGUCUUUGUUCUGUCUUUGUUCUAUCAACAUUCUUGCUGCUUCUUGUGUACCUCAGGAUAAUUAAAUUGGAUAGACACAGCGAGAGGCCAUCUUACAAUUACCUCAUCACACGCCGCAUCACACACAAUGACUUCACUCCUGAUUCGUUGGACGGGUUUCACUUUUAUUCUUUUUUUCUCUGUUAAGAAUCCAUCUACCAGAUUCCACUGAUUUAAAAGUGCCUCCAGCCUACUUUAACAUGGCUGAUUUUCAUGUCUGGUGCUAGUUAAAAUAAAAUAAAAAACCUAUAAGGUGUUCUAUACAAAAAAAUUAUCUAUUCGGGGAACAAGUUUGGAUCAGUUCAGUAAAAUGCAUUGUCAUUUAUUUUUAUUGAGGUACCCAUUUAUUCAAUUUUGCAGUUGUUUGUUGUGGUUGUUCAUACAAAUCUUUUUCCAUUUAUCCCCAUGCACAACCACCUGUGUACCUCAAUAAUUUGUUCUCAAUAAAUUGGCUAAAAUCA